Molecule: messenger RNA, 8943 nt
Organism: Nerophis lumbriciformis (worm pipefish)
Lineage: Eukaryota; Metazoa; Chordata; Actinopteri; Syngnathiformes; Syngnathidae
Source: RefSeq, a predicted model, not a curated record
AUGUCGAGCGAGAAGCCGCUUUCGGCACCACCGGGCUCGGCUUGCUCGCAGGCGGCCGCUGAUUCCACCAUCUCCUCCUGCUCCUCACCACCACCACCACCGCUGCCUCUUCCGGGGGAGAGGAUGCCGUCGUCCGCCGCCGGCUCGGUGGUGCUGCCGGCCGGCGUCAUCAACCCGGCCGUCCCGAUCAGGAAUAUCCAAAUGAAAUUCGCCGUGCUGGUGGGCCUCAUCCAGGUCGGCGAGGUGAGCAAUCGGGACAUCGUGGAGACUGUUCUCAACCUGCUGGUGGGCGGCGAGUUCGACCUGGAGAUGAACUUCAUCAUCCAGGAGGCCGAGAGCAUCGGCUGCAUGGUGGAGCUACUCUCUCACUGUGAGGUGACGUGCCAGGCGGAGAUCUGGAGCAUGUUCACCGCCAUCCUUCGCAAGAGCGUGCGUAACCUGCAGACCAGCACGGAGGUUGGCCUCAUCCAGCAGGUGCUGCUCAAAAUGAGCACGGUGGACGACAUGAUCGCAGACCUGCUGGUGGACAUGUUGGGCGUCAUGGCCAGUUACAGCAUCACAGUCAAGGAGCUGAAGCUGCUCUUCAGCAUGCUGAGAGGCGACAACGGCAUCUGGCCCAGACACGCCAUCAAAUUGUUGUCGGUGUUGAAUCAGAUGCCUCAGCGUCACGGGCCCGACACUUUCUUCAAUUUCCCUGGACGCAGCGCGGCGGCCAUCGCCUUGCCGCCCAUCGCCAAAUGGCCGUACCAGAACGGCUUUACCAUCAAUACGUGGUUUCGUCAGGAUCCGCUCAAUAACAUCAAUGUGGACAAAGACAAGCCGUACCUUUACUGCUUUCGCACCAGUAAAGGGAUCGGCUACUCUGCUCACUUUGUGGGCAACUGUCUGAUCGUGACCUCGCUCAAGUCCAAAGGAAAAGGCUUCCAACACUGCGUCAAGUACGACUUCCAGCCGCGCAAGUGGUACAUGAUCAGCAUCGUUCACAUCUACAACCGCUGGAGGAACUCUGAGAUUCGCUGUUAUGUCAACGGGCAGCUGGUCUCCUACGGCGACAUGGCCUGGCACGUCAACACCAACGACAGCUAUGACAAAUGUUUUCUGGGCUCUUCGGAGACCGCCGAUGCCAAUCGGGUGUUCUGCGGUCAACUCGGCGCCAUCUACGUUUUCAGCGAGGCGCUCAACCCGGCUCAGAUAUUUGCUAUCCACCAGCUCGGUCCCGGAUACAAGAGCACGUUUAAGUUCAAGUCCGAGAGCGACAUCCACCUGGCCGAGCACCACAAGCAAGUUCUGUACGACGGCAAGCUGGCCAGCACGAUUUCCUUCACGUACAAUGCCAAAGCCACGGACGCUCAGCUGUGUUUAGAGUCAUCUCCGCGGGAGAACGCCUCCAUCUUUGUUCACUCGCCGCAUGCCCUCAUGCUGCAGGACGUGAAAGCCAUCGUGACGCACUCCAUUCACAGCGCCAUUCACUCCAUCGGUGGGAUCCAGGUCCUGUUCCCGUUGUUCGCCCAGCUGGACUACAAGCAACUAAAUGACGCUGCUGUGGACACCACCGUGUGUGCCACGCUGCUCGCCUUCUUGGUGGAGCUGCUCAAGAGCUCUGUCGCCAUGCAAGAGCAGAUGCUAGGAGGCAAAGGCUUCUUGGUGAUCGGAUAUCUACUAGAGAAGUCGUCAAGGGUCCACAUCACUCGGGCUGUUCUGGAGCAGUUCUUGUCCUUCGCCAAGUACUUAGACGGAUUACCCCACGGGGCGCCGCUCCUAAAGCAGCUGUGCGACCACGUGCUGUUCAAUGCAGCCAUCUGGAUACACACACCUGCCAAGGUUCAGCUAUCUCUGUACACGUACCUGUCGGCGGAGUUCAUCGGCACUGCGACUAUCUACUCUACUAUUCGCCGUGUAGGCACCGUGCUGCAACUCAUGCACACGCUGAAGUACUACUACUGGGCUGUCAAUCCACUGGAAUGUAGUGCCAUCACACCCAAAGGCCUUGAUGGACCUCGGCCAUCCCAAAAAGAGAUCAUCUCACUGCGGGCCUUCAUGCUCCUCUUCCUCAAGCAGCUAAUACUGAAGGACCGGGGUGUCAAGGAGGACGAGCUGCAGAGUAUUCUCAACUAUUUGUUGACCAUGCACGAGGACGAGAACAUCCAUGACGUGCUGCAGCUUCUGGUAGCGCUAAUGUCCGAGCACCCGGCCUCCAUGAUUCCCGCUUUUGACCAGAGGAACGGGAUAAGGGUGAUCUGCAAGCUGCUGGCCUCCAAGAGCGAAAGUAUCCGAGUACAGGCCCUCAAAGUACUCGGAUACUUUCUCAAGCAUCUCGGUCACAAGAGGAAGGUGGAGAUCAUGCACACUCACAGCCUUUUCACGCUUCUCGGCGAGCGUCUGAUGAUGCACACCAACACCGUGUCCGUCACCACCUACAAUACGCUCUACGAGAUCCUUACGGAGCAGGUGUGCACGCAGGUGGUCCACAAGCCACACCCAGAACCGGACUCUACCAUCAAGAUCCAGAAUCCCAUGAUCCUGAAAGUGGUCGCCACGCUACUGAAGAAUUCGUCUCCCAGCGCCGAGCUGAUGGAAGUCAGGAGACUUUUCCUCUCGGACAUGAUCAAACUUUUCAGCAACAGCAGAGAAAACAGACGCUGCCUGCUCCAGUGCUCUGUGUGGCAGGACUGGAUGUUCUCACUGGGCUACAUCAACCCAAAGAAUCCCGAGGAGCAGAAGAUCACUGAGAUGGUAUACAACAUCUUCAGGAUCUUGCUAUACCACGCCAUCAAAUACGAGUGGGGCGGAUGGAGGGUCUGGGUGGACACGCUCUCCAUAGCGCAUUCCAAGGUGACGUACGAAGCCCACAAAGAGUACCUGGCCAAGAUGUAUGAGGAGUACCAGCGUCAGGAGGAGGAAAAUAUGAAAAAGGGCAAAAAAGGCUCAGUGUCCACCAUCUCUGGCCUGUCGGCUUCGCCGGCGCCAGUGGUCAACGGCAACCUGGAGAUGGAAGAUGCCACGCAAACGCCUGAGAGCGAGGCAGAGUAUAGCGAGGGCGCAGGUGGCGGGACCGGGGGCGAUUCGUCCCGCAACCUGCUGGCCGACGGUGCCGUCAAGAGGGGCGAGACAGAACAAGGUGCCGGCGUGAGGGUGGAGGUCCACGACUUGCUGGUGGACAUCAAAGCCGAGAAGGUGGAGGCCACUGAGGUCAAGUUGGAUGACUUAGACUUGAGUCCCGAAGGCCUCAGCGGGGGCAGGGGCGGAGGUGGGUCCUUGGAGAACGGACCGCUUGUGGAGGUAGACUCGCUCCUGGACAGCGCCUACUGUGCGGUGGUACAGAACCUCAAUGGCACCCUGGUACCCAAAGAAGACAAUGCUGCCGCGGCACCGGGUGUCCACGUGCCGCCAGGUUUGGGUCUCUCAGGGGUCACCUUGGAUGACGACGGCAUCAUGGGGCCCCUCAUCACGCUGGCUGACGAGAAAGACAGCGUUCCCAACAAUAACGGAUUCCUCUUCGGCAAGGUUGACGAGAAGCUUCUUCCUGCUCUGGCUGCCACCGAUGCCCUAGUCUUACCCGGUCCGGAUCAGCCCGCUCCAGCAGCAGCCACCAAUUCCAGUGACGACCUCGGUCUGUUGGCCCACAUGACCAGCUGCAGCUCGGCUGGCAACCUCCCUGAGGACGGGCCCUUUAAGAUCCAAAGCCCGCUGGCCGACAUCAGCUCCAUUGCCGAGGCCCAGAACCAAGCGGCGUCUCGGGCCGACUUCCCCGAGGGUGGCGGUGCUACCUCGACGACGGGUGCUGAAAGCGACGCUUCGGGUCACAAGGCUGGGGGAGGCACAGACACGGCCAGCGUAACGUCCGAUACCGAGAGGUCGGAUGAUGGCAAAGAGAAGAAGAUAUCAACCACAUCAACCACACAGGCUCUCCACGGCCGCAGCGCCUCACAGCUGGAGCGAGACCUCCGCGUGGAUCUGGGAUUUAGGGGGAUGCCCAUGACGGAGGAGCAGAGGCGGCAGUUUAGCCCUGGGCCGCGCACCACCAUGUUCCGUAUCCCAGAGUUCAAAUGGUCGCCCAUGCACCAGAGGCUGCUCACCGACCUUCUCUUUGCGCUGGAGACCGACGUGCACGUGUGGAGAAGCCACUCUACCAAGUCAGUGAUGGACUUUGUCAACAGCAACGAGAACAUCAUCUUUGUGCACAAUACCAUCCACCUCAUCUCCCAGAUGGUGGACAACAUCAUCAUCGCUUGUGGUGGCAUCCUGCCGCUCUUGUCCGCCGCCACCUCACCCUCCACCUCUAAGAGUAGUGCCAGCAGUACGGAGUUGGAGAACAUCGAGGCGACACAGGGCAUGUCGUCGGAGACGGCUGUCACCUUCCUGUCGCGGCUGAUGGCUAUGGUGGACGUGCUGGUGUUUGCCAGCUCGCUCAACUUCAGCGAGAUCGAGGCAGAGAAGAACAUGUCCUCCGGAGGCCUCAUGAGGCAGUGCCUGAGACUGGUGUGCUGUGUAGCGGUGAGGAACUGCCUGGAGUGCCGGCAGAGGCAGCGGGAUCGCAACUGCAAGUCUUCUUUAACCAGCAGCAAGUCGCAGGACAGCUUGCACGCCAUGAGUGUCAUCCAUCUUCAACAGGACCCGGAUCGACUCCUGCAGGACGUGGACAUCAACCGGCUGCGUGCUGUGGUCUUUCGAGACGUGGAUGACAGCAAGCAGGCUCAGUUCCUGGCUCUGGCCGUGGUAUACUUUAUCUCGGUGCUGAUGGUGUCCAAGUACCGAGACAUUUUGGAACCUCAAAGAGAGAUCAGCAGGUCCACCAGCCUGUCGGGACGCAGCAUCCGACAUGAGAUUAACUCGCCCACCAGCACGGAGCACCCGUCGUCAGGCUUCUCAGACCGUGAGAAGCAGACACCCACUCCAGUGGACGACUCCCCCCGCGCCGGCCUGCCCCACACCGACUCGGGCAUCGGCGAGGAGGGCCACGUGGGCGGCUCCCUCAAUGGUUCCGAAAUAGGCCUGGGGCUCGGUCUGGGCCUGGUGGGGCGGGAGACAGAGCGGGACCGGGACAUGGGCGGCGGCCAGGCCGACCUGCUGUGUAGCCUGUCGGACGUUGGGAGGUCUCAGGAGAGCCUUCUAGACUCCCCGCACAACCCCAACCCCCGACAGGCGCCUCCUUCGUCCAUUUCCAGCAUCAGCCAGACCAAUAAAGGCAUCAACGUCAAGGAGAUUCUGAAGAGCCUAGUGGCCGCUCCGUUGGACGGCAGCGAGUCAGGCCAAGAGUCCGGCCCGACACCUUACCACCCGGACCCGGCUCUGAAGACCCACCCCAUGCUGCCCAUGCAGUUUCACUCGUUUGACAGGAGCGUGGUGGUUCCUGUGAAAAAGCCACCGCCCGGGAGCCUGUGUGUCAACACGGUUGGCACACCCACCACUGGGGGCGCCGCCGCUGCCGGCAGCACGCCCAACAUCUUUGCCGCCGCCGCUGCGGCCACUCCCAAGAGCAUGAUCAACACCACAGGCGCCACGGAUUCCGCGUCGUCCUCUUCGUCUUCGUCGUCAUCGUUUGUGAACGGCGCGACCAGCAAGAACCUCCCCGCCGUCCAGACGGUGGCGCCUAUGCCUGAAGACACAAUGGAGAACAUGAGUGCCUAUUGUGAGGUGGCGCAGUGUGCAUUGCGCAGCGGUCAGACGCCCCCUGAGCUCAAGUCUUUUAGCUCUCUGGCAGGCUUCCAGGCAGCCCCCCGAGAUGCAGGACAGUGUUUUAGCAUCACCACCAAGCUGGAACGAGCGCUGGAGAAGGUGGCGCCGUUGUUGAGGGAAAUCUUUGUGGACUUUGCGCCGUUCCUGUCCCGCACGCUGCUGGGGAGUCAUGGGCAGGAGCUGCUCAUUGAAGGUACAGGUCUGGUGUGUAUGAAGUCCAGCACCUCAGUGGUGGAGCUCGUGAUGCUGCUCUGCUCUCAGGAAUGGCAGAAUUCCAUCCAGAAGAAUGCAGGACUGGCAUUUAUUGAGCUCAUCAAUGAAGGAAGACUUCUAUGUCACGCCAUGAAGGACCACAUCGUUCGUGUGGCCAACGAGGCUGAGUUCAUCUUGAACCGUCAACGAGCCGAAGACGUGCACAAGCACGCAGAGUUUGAGUCAAACUGCGCCCAGUACGCGGCUGACCGUCGCGAAGAGGAAAAGAUGUGCGACCACCUGAUCAGCGCCGCCAAGCACCGAGACCACGUGACCGCCAACCAGCUCAAGCAGAAGAUCCUCAAUAUCCUCACCAAUAAGCACGGAGCCUGGGGCACCAUGUCACAGAGCCAAUUGCACGACUUCUGGCGUCUUGAUUACUGGGAGGACGACUUGCGCAGGAGACGGAGAUUCGUGAGAAACGCCUUCGGGUCCACGCACGCUGACGUGGCGCUCAAAAGUCUUGAGGACUACGGCACAGAAGAAGAGGAAGAGGGGGCCAAGUCCAAGAAGACCUUUCGCAGCCAUUCAGCGGUUGCACAGAACCCUGAGGCUGAGUUGAUGCUGGAGGGCGAUGAUGACGCGGUCAGCCUGCUGCAGGAGAAGGAGAUCGACAACCUUGCCGGCCCCGUGGUGCUGAGCACACCGGCCCAGCUGGUGGCGCCAGUGGUUGUGGCUCGCGGCACGCUCUCCAUCACCACCACCGAGAUCUACUUCGAGGUGGACGAGGAAGACCCCGCCUUCAAGAAGGCCGACGCCAAGGUGUUGGCCUACUCAGAGGGUCUCCAUGGCAAGUGGAUGUUCAGCGAGAUCAGAGCCGUGUUCUCCAGACGUUACUUGCUGCACAACACCGGUCUAGAGGUCUUCAUGGCCAACAGAACAUCGGUGAUGUUCAACUUUCCCGACCAGGCCACGGUCAAGCGAGUGGUCUACAGCCUACCGCGGGUCGGAGUGGGAACCAGCUACGGCCUUCCUCAGGCCAGGCGAAUUUCAUUAGCCACACCGCGUCAGCUCUUCAAGUCAUCCAACAUGACGCAGCGUUGGCAGCGCAGGGAGAUCUCCAAUUUUGAGUACCUCAUGUUCCUCAACACCAUUGCAGGGAGGACGUACAACGACCUGAACCAGUAUCCCGUCUUUCCCUGGGUGCUGACCAACUAUGAAUCAGAGGAGCUGGAUCUCACGUUGCCUGGCAACUUCCGAGACCUUUCCAAGCCCCUCGGUGCUUUGAACCCGAAGCGGGCCGCGUUCUACGCCGAGCGCUAUGAGACGUGGGAUGACGACAGUUCGCCCCCCGACCACUACGCCACUCUCUAUUCCACGGCGCGCUCUACUCUCCUUUGGAUGCUCAGAAUAGAACCCUUUACCACCUUCUUCCUCAAUGCCAACGACGGCAAGUUCGACCACGCCGACCGAACCUUCUCAGGCAUCGGCCGCUCGUGGAGGAACUGCCAGCGAGACACUGCGGACGUGACGGAACUGAUCCCGGAGUUCUACUACCUGCCCGAGAUGUUUGUCAAUAGCAACGAGUAUGAGCUCGGCGUGCGUGACGACGGUAUGCCCGUCUGCGAUGUGGAGCUGCCAGUGUGGGCCAAGAAGCCUGAAGACUUUGUGCGCAUCAACCGCAUGGCGCUGGAGAGCGAAUUCGUGUCGUGUCAGCUGCAUCAGUGGAUCGAUCUGAUUUUCGGGUACAAGCAGAGAGGCCCCGAGGCGGUGCGGGCGCUCAACGUCUUCAACUUCCUAUCCUACGAGGGUGCCAUCAACUUGGACAAUCUGGACGCCGUGCAGCGAGAGGUGAUGGAGGCGCAGAUUCAGGCGUGCGGGCAGAUUCCGUCGCAGCUGCUCAUUGAACCGCACCCUCCUCGAUCCUCCGCCAUGCACCUGUGUUUCCUUCCUCAGAGUCCUCUGAUGUUUAAGGAUCAGAUGCAGCAGGACGUGAUCAUGGUGCUGAAGUUCCCGUCCAACUCUCCCGUCACGCACGUGGCCGCCAACACGUUGCCUCAUCUCAGCAUCCCCGCCGCCGUCACCGUCACGUGCAGCCGUCUCUUUGCUGUCAACCGCUGGCACAACACUGUCGGCUUGCGAGGUGCACCAGGAUACUCCCUGGAGCAAGCUCACCACCUCCCCAUUGAGAUGGACCCUCUCAUUGCCAACAACUCUGGCACCAACAAGCGUCAGAUUACGGACCUGGUGGACCAGAGCAUCCAGAUCAACACGCACUGCUUCGUGGUGACUGCUGACAACCGCUAUAUCCUGGUGUGCGGCUUCUGGGAUAAGAGCUUUCGGGUCUACUCCACGGAGACCGGAAAGCUGACCCAGAUCGUGUUCGGCCACUGGGACGUGGUGACGUGCCUGGCCCGGUCAGAGUCCUACAUUGGGGGAGACUGCUACAUCGUGUCGGGCUCCAGAGAUGCCACUCUUCUUCUUUGGUACUGGAGUGGGCGGCACCACAUUAUCGGGGACAACCCCAACAACAGUGACUAUCCCGCCCCUCGGGCUGUCCUGACAGGACACGACCAUGAGGUAGUGUGCGUGUCUGUCUGCGCCGAGCUGGGAUUGGUCAUCAGCGGAGCCAAAGAGGGUCCGUGCCUGGUGCACACCAUCACUGGGGACCUCCUGAGGGCCUUGGAGGGUCCCGAGCUGUGCCAGCAGCCACGUCUGAUCUCAGUGUCCAGCGAGGGCCACUGCAUCAUCUACUACGAACGGGGACGCUUUUGCAACUUUAGCAUAAACGGCAAGCUGCUGGCUCAGAUGGAAGUUAACGAUUCUACGCGGGCCAUCCUUUUGAGCAGCGACGGGCAGAAUCUGGUGACGGGCGGUGACAACGGCGUGGUGGAGGUGUGGCAAGCGUGCGACUUCAAGCAGCUCUACAUCUACCCAGGAUGCGACGCCGGCAUCCGCGCCAUGGACCUGUCUCACGACCAGAGGACGCUAAUCACCGGCAUGGCGUCAGGCAGCAUUGUGGCAUUCAACAUCGACUUCAACCGCUGGCACUACGAGCAUCAGAACCGCUACUGA